AGGCAUGCUUGAUUACUGUAAUCGAUACAGUGAAGGUAUUUAUAAAGUGUCAGAAACAUUUGGCCCUAAUCCUAUGAUGGAAGGAGAAACUUUAAAAAAAUUAAAUGAAGAAAUAUGCAAGAUAUGUCCUCUUGAAAAAAUACCAGAACGACGCCAGUUUAGAGAAGCCCGUCUUGCCGAUCUGUCUCAAUUGAAAAAAACUUUAGAUGAAAGGGAAAAGGGACACUAAGAAUAAUUUUUAGUACUUAAAAUAAUAUUAUUUUAGAUCUGAUAGUUGCAGUCUUGUUGUGAGAAAAUUUUUUUAAUAAUCUUUUGAAGAAUAUAUAUUUUUGUAUAGAUCAUUGUUAUGAGUCUCAUGUAUACAGAUUUUAUUUUUUGACAAUAAAAAGUUAUUUUAAAAAAACUUAUAUGGUUUUC
This is a messenger RNA of Parasteatoda tepidariorum (common house spider), 417 nucleotides long. The record is from RefSeq and is a predicted model, not a curated record. Lineage: Eukaryota; Metazoa; Arthropoda; Arachnida; Araneae; Theridiidae.